GUGGAAUCUUCUUCGCAAAUCCCAUGCGAAAGCAGGGCUACGUGACGAUGCUCGACCCGCUGCAGGACUCCUUCGGGAGCCGCAUGGGCGGGCUACUCUUCUUGCCAGCUCUAUGUGGAGAGGUUUUUUGGGCGGCCGGGAUCCUUGCAGCUCUUGGCGCUACAUUAGCUGUCAUUAUUGACAUGGACCAAGGCACGUCCGUGAUCUUCAGCGCGUGCGUCGCGGUCUUCUAUACCCUGUUCGGAGGGUUAUACUCAGUGGCGUACACUGACGUCAUCCAGCUGUUCUGCAUCUUCAUCGGUCUCUGGAUGUGCAUACCCUUCGCCUGGGCUAACCCGCACGUCAAGCCUCUCAGCUCCAUGGAGGUGGAUUGGAUAGGAAGGAUCGAUUCCAACUACUAUUGGUUUUACGCAGAUUAUGGGCUACUGCUUAUUUUUGGAGGGAUUCCGUGGCAGGUGUACUUCCAAAGAGUACUGAGCAGCAAGACCGCAGGAAGAGCGCAGAUCUUGUCAUAUGUUGCGGCCAUCGGUUGCAUAUUUAUGGCCAUCCCACCUGUGCUUAUUGGGGCUAUCGCCAAGGCCACAGCAUGGAACGAAACUGAAUUCAAGGGUGACCUCACUCCGGACGGUGAACUGACGUCAGACCAGACGUCCAUGAUAUUACCGUUGGUGCUGCAACAUCUCACGCCAGAUUUCAUCUCGUUCUUCGGUCUAGGUGCAGUCUCCGCAGCUGUUAUGUCUUCAGCUGACUCCAGUGUGCUAAGCGCAUCGUCUAUGUUCGCCAGGAACGUAUACAAGCUGAUCUUCAGGCAAAACGCCUCGGAGAUGGAAAUCAUCUGGGUGAUGCGCGUGUCUAUACUGAUUGUGGGAGUACUGUCCACAGUGAUGGCACUCACUAUCCCAUCAAUCUACGGUCUGUGGUCGAUGUGCUCAGAUCUGGUAUACGUGAUCCUGUUCCCGCAACUACUGAUGGUGGUUCACUUCAAGCGGCAUUGUAACACGUACGGUUCGUUGGCGGCUUACAUCGUGGCGCUGCUGGUGCGGCUGUCUGGUGGAGAGAAGCUCUUGGGAUUGCCCGCGCUGAUACACUACCCUGGCUGGGACGCUGAGAAUGAAGUGCAGUUGUUUCCCUUUCGAACUAUGGCGAUGGUGCUAUCGUUGUUUACGUUGGCCUUCAUCUCUUGGCUGUCAGUGUUCCUAUUCAACUCCGGCUACUUAAGCCCAGAGUCGGACUACUUUAACUGCGUUGUCAACAUCCCGGAGGAUAUACGCCGAGUCGACGAACCUUCGGAAGCAGGUGAGCAGAUGUCGGUGCUUGGGGGAGUACCGGGCAGGCUGUAUGGUGCUGCGUCGACUCUUGUGGGGCCAGACGAGAAAUCAGGCCGAAUUAAUCCAGCUCUGGAACCAGACGACGAUUUGGAUGAUCCUAACGAUGGACCUACUCCGCUCUUUGGGAACAGCAACGCUCCUCCACCAGUCCAACCGUUUGGCAAACAAACUGCUUUCUGA
Molecule: messenger RNA, 1508 nt
Organism: Parnassius apollo (apollo)
Lineage: Eukaryota; Metazoa; Arthropoda; Insecta; Lepidoptera; Papilionidae
Source: the annotation of a GenBank genome assembly